Molecule: messenger RNA, 741 nt
Organism: Juglans microcarpa x Juglans regia
Lineage: Eukaryota; Viridiplantae; Streptophyta; Magnoliopsida; Fagales; Juglandaceae
Exons: 1
Coding region: 1-741 (246 amino acids)
Source: RefSeq, a predicted model, not a curated record
AUGGAUCUAACUGAGUACUACAAACUACAAACCCUGACUCAGUUUAUAAGCAUGCAGUUUCUAAAGAAGGUGACACAGUUGGUACUCUCAGUUUCUGUGUUUUCUUUCUUCUUUUCUCACUCAUCCUCGCUUUCUUUCCCACAGUCUUUUGACUUCUUAUCCGCAUUCCCUUUCCAACUAUUUGGCCACACUGUUGAUAAAAACUGCAUAUUCCUCCUUUUCAAUGGACUCCUGGUUCUCCUUGCAAAAUACUCCGGUCUAAUAAGAUCUCUGUCAGGGUCUAGUCACGAGGUGGAAUCCAUCACAUGUGUUGAUCAUGGUUUGCAACCCGAAUCGUCAACAUUAGAGACCACAGAGGCAGUGUUGGAGAACAAGGUUAUGUUAGAAACCGUCGGUUCUGCAGAGAAUGUUGCCCUGAGACAAAGGAGAGAAAUAGACUAUUUGAUCAAAGAUGUGAAAAAAGAAACUGAAAAGACAGCUGUGGAGGAAGGAGGAGAAAGCAGGUUUUUUAUUUCAGAAGAAGAAGAAGGAGAAGGUGUGGUAUAUGUCUCAGAAGAUGAAGAGGAACCAAACGAGUCAGCAACUAGCUCAUUUAUCAAUAAAGAAGAAGAAGAAGAAGAAGAAGAUGAAGGAAAUGAGAAGUUGAGUACAGAAGAACUAAACAAGAAGUUUGAUGAUUUUAUUAGAAGGGUGAAGGAAGAAAUAAGAAUUGAAGCUCAACGACAGCUAGUUAUGGUCUAG